Molecule: messenger RNA, 1514 nt
Organism: Linum trigynum
Lineage: Eukaryota; Viridiplantae; Streptophyta; Magnoliopsida; Malpighiales; Linaceae
Source: the annotation of a GenBank genome assembly
CCAUAAUGACUUAAACUUGGAAUUGAGUUUGACAUGAUUAUGUGUAUUGGUAUGUUGGAUGAAAUUAUCUGCAUCAUGGUUUUCAAAAUUGAGUUUUGAACUUCUAUGUUUUCAAGUAAUUAUUUUGGAAAAUUUUUUUUUUAACCAAGUGAGAAAUUUGGUGAGGAAUGAAUUUUGUGUGGAUCAAUCUAAGGCCAAUAUUUCCUUGUAGCUCGCACGGAAGUUGUCAUAAUGUUCCUACUGACCAGUCGAGAGGAGUGGGGGCGGUUGAUGCAAGACCGCCAGUAUUAGAUUAUGCAAAGAUGAAGAGUUUGGGUGGUAGGGACUUUAAGGGAGAUGUGAGCCCAGAUGCUGUAGUAGAGUGGUUGAGAGAGAUGGAAGAUGUGUUUGAGUAUCUUUAUGCAACCCCAGAGGAAAAAGUGCAAUAUGUUGUUUUUCUCCUAAAGGGGUAUGCGAGGAGCUGGUGGUCCUCAGUCUCUAGAGUUAAUGGUGAACGAGUUCAGUUCACCUGGGAGGAGUUUCUGAAGGCCUUUAAGACAGAGUUUCUUCCCGAAGCUUUUAUUAGGGCAAAGAACAAUGAAUUUGCCAACCUUAAGCAGGAGAAUAUGACAGUUACUGAGUACACCAUCAAGUUUGUUCGACUGCUUUACUUUGAGGAUGGGUUGGCGGAUACUGAGCAUAAGAAGAAGAUGAGAUACUUGCAUGGUCUGCGCAUAGGGUUGAAAGAAAAGGUCCACUGGGUUGAUGAAGAGAGUAUGGCCACAAUCAAGGAGGCAGCACUUAAGUAUGAAGCCUAUGAAGUUGAGAGCCGAGAGGAACACAAGGCCAAAGAAGAGGAGAAGAAGAGGAAGUUUGGAGUAAAUUAUGCUGGACCUCGUUACCCACCCAGGAGAGGUCCUAGCAGUUUUGGGAGAAAAUCGAGUCAAUCUAUGUCGGGAACAUCAUACAGGGCACAAAUUUCCUCAGCCACACAAUUUCCAUUUUGUCAAGUUUGUCAGAAGAGGCAUCUUGGAGAGUGUAGGAGAUUUUCUGGUGUAUGCUUUCACUGUGGCCAACCUGGGCACAUCAUGAGGGACUGUCCGCAUUCGAGAGAAGUAAGAGCUACACAGUCCGAGCCUUCAGUGCAAAUAAGUAGAGCCCCAUUCAGGGGUGGUUACCAGGGAGUCCGUAGUGGAUGUCAGAGUGGUCAUGGUGGUUCACAGGGUGGUAGAGGUGGUGGUCGAAAUCAACCAUCAGGAAGUGGUACGCAGGGUACCAGAGCACAGGGAGCACCAAGGGUUUAUGCAAUGACUCGAGGUGAGGCAGAAGUGGCACCAGAAGUUGUGACUGGUAUGCUCUCUAUCCUUGGCAAGCAAUUAUAUGCUUUGAUCGAUACUGGUUCCUCUCACUCAUUCAUGUCAUAUACGUUUGCACAUAUGCUACGCUUAUGGUCUUCAACUAUUCUGUGCUUGGACUACUAAUCGGGAUUUUGGCCAGUGAUCCACACCUUUUUGUAAAAAAUGUUUUCAGAACGU